Messenger RNA from Chlamydomonas reinhardtii, 2253 nucleotides. RefSeq lists its product as uncharacterized. Lineage: Eukaryota; Viridiplantae; Chlorophyta; Chlorophyceae; Chlamydomonadales; Chlamydomonadaceae. Bases 187 to 1548 code for a protein of 453 amino acids. The record is from RefSeq and is a predicted model, not a curated record. The transcript has 7 exons.
GCCGUGGCUCGUUCUCGUGACACAAAGCAAACACAUAUAGUUAUAACAGGUUUUCAUAACACCAAAGCGCGUGUAGCUGAAAGAAACUCGCGGGCUGUCUGUCUCGCGCCCAGCAAAGCUUGUGCGCAGUAUGGCGCGUUGAAUUCCUCACCCUGUGAAUAUAUUGCUGCAAGAUAGUGAAGCAGAAUGGACUCGCUAGACGCUGCGCAGCUACGUGCAGUUUUGGAUGAUGCUCAGGCUAGCCUCGCGGCCGCACUGGGACGCAUUGAGGCCUUUCGGAUACGCGAGAAGCAGGUCAUGAAUGAGCUAUCCCAGCUCAGAGCGCAAGUGCAUGGCGGGGCAUCAGCAGGUCCACCCACACCAAGUGCGAGGCAGGCCCCGCUGAGUGCGCAGCCCGCUGGUGCGGGGCAAUCUAAGCAUGCGGAGGAGAAGCAGUCCACGCAACAGGAGGCUGCUCCUCCGAAGGGGGCCCAACCGGCAUGGACCAGCCCUGGCGCUCAACCAGUCUACGUGACCAACAUCGGUGGAGACUACCCGAUUCACAUCAUCAGCGGAUCAAAAAAGGUGCCGGGCAGCCUGGUGGUGACGCCCGAGUACGUGGACUUUGUGGAAGUGAAGGCGCGUGUGCGGCUGGAGGAGUUCGUGGGCAUCAGCACUGUCAAGACGGACACGCCGAAGGCACGGGGUGGCGGCGGUCUGUUCGCGUGUUGCCUAGCGCCGCCCGCUGACGUGUCGGGUGCUGCUGCUGCCGCUGCUGCCGCUUCUGGUUGCAAGGACUUUGACGAGGACGCCGCCGCCGGCGACCAGGCCAUGGGCGUGUGGCAGAUCCUGUGGAGCAAGGGCGGCGUGCCGCAGCGGCAGGCCUUCGAGGCGUCCGUAGCAACACGGGAGGCGCUCCACCGGUGCACACAGCGCUGGCUGGGGCAGGUGGACGACGGGGGGACCAAGCAGAAGAACGUGGCGGUGGAGGGCACGGAGCUGGAGAUCGCGGUGCCUCGCAACCUGAUGGUCGGUGACGCCACCCUGACUCUGGUGGGCGACGCCAGUGCCAUUCUGACCGAGGGCCACGCGCGCGCGCUGGCCAGUGCCAUCCCGCCGCUGGAGCGCAUGAAGGAGUGGACGCUGUCCUACUCCACCACCAAGCACGGCACCAGCCUGCAGACGCUGUAUCGCAAGGCAGUGCCGGGCAUGGCCACCAUCCUGCUGAUCAGGGACUUCGGCGGCUACACGUUCGGCUGCUACACGCCCGACAGCUGGCGCGUGUCGCCGCGCUACUACGGCUCCGGCGAGACCUUCGUGUUCCAACUGGAGCCCUACCGGGUGGCCUACCCCUGGCGCUCCAUGUCUAAGGAGAAGAACGACUACUUCCAGUACGGCACGCCGGAGUGCCUGGCGGUGGGCGGGCUGGGCCACUUCGCCAUCUGGGUGGACGCGGACCUGAUGCAGGGCAGCAGCGGCACGUGCGGCACCUUCGGCAGCCCCUGCCUGGCGCACAGCGAGGACUUCAAGGUGCAUGUGGUGGAGAUGUGGCAGGCCACGCAGGGGUAGACGCGAUGGCGGGGUUGCAAAGAUGGUUGGAAAGCGGUACAGGAUAUACUGAAGACCGCAGACGCAAUGGGGAGGAGGAGCACUGCAGGAUGAGGAAGAGGAGGAUGUAGGAACUAGCAAGCCUGGUAGUUGCUGAGCAGGAUUUGGCGAGGAGGAGGAGGAGCAGUGGGGGCUUGGGUGUGGGAGGGCCGCCAGCAGGAGGCGGGGGCGGGCAGGGGAUGCGGCGAUUGGACAGCGUACAAAGAAGGCUUGCCUAACGGAAGGCUCAAGCAGGGCCAAGCGAGGAGGCCAGAGGUUGGGCGCGCACGACUGAUGCUGUGGCAGAUGUUUGGGCACAGGUCAAGGACCCCAAGGAGAAGAGUCGAUGCAAAUGAAUGUCGUGUCGGUGUGCGCGUGCGCGCUGUGCUGCGUGUGUGUGGCCUUACCCGGGCGAGUUGUAGGCUUGUAGUAGGGAGAGGGCUGCCGACUGGAGCUCCUCAGGUCGUAUCUAAGCGCAACUAGCUGUGACGCUGUGUAGUGUGUACUCGUAUGUGACUCCCAAAGGAAUGCCGCGCCUAGACUUGGAAGUGCAAGGGAUACAUGCUUUUCCGGCAUGAAAAGAAGUACGGUAUGCCACGUGCAUAUGUGUGGACAUUUGAAACCGAAUGGGUCUGAUAAGCGGUCGUGAGAAUUGAAGUGCGGGGCCUUGUGUAACAUGCAGGCCGC